This is a messenger RNA of Bombina bombina (fire-bellied toad), 10883 nucleotides long. RefSeq names its product chromodomain helicase DNA binding protein 6 (gene CHD6). Gene Ontology annotation, molecular function: ATP-dependent chromatin remodeler activity; ATP binding; protein binding. The record is from RefSeq and is a predicted model, not a curated record. NCBI's taxonomy places the organism in Eukaryota, Metazoa, Chordata, Amphibia, Anura, Bombinatoridae. Bases 385 to 8346 code for a protein of 2653 amino acids. The transcript is spliced from 39 exons.
GGCCGCUGCAACCAAUGGUUUUGAGACAAAGGCGUGUACAAGCCUAGUUAGGGUGUCCUUGCAGGGUGUCUUGUGCUAAACUUCACCAAAUAAUAGCUGUUUGUAUUUUGGCUGCAGCAGUGGCCAUUUUAGUAAAUGGCACAUACAUCACUGUCCCCUGGAAAUCUAACAAUCUAAUUGACAUCUCACAGAAAUGAGCUGAAGAAGGAACUAUUUUCUUUCCAGGUAUAGUGGAAAGACACCAUUUUCAAAAUGAAGGCUGUCCUUAAAAGAGAAAGCAAAAAGGAAAUGCCAGAGUCUAUUCCGCUGCUCGGUUAAAGCCUGAACUAUGGGUGAACCUACUUGUUGAUUUUGCCUAUGUCAAAAUGUAUAAACUAUUAUUAAAUGAUCAUGAAGAUACAGAAGGAAGAGCAACAGCUGCCCAGUUUGAAAGCACUUUGCCACUCUCCAAUGUCCAGUGUCUCCAUACCCUAUGAACACCCUGCUCUGUCCCCAUUCACUGACACCCCUGAAGAUUUUCACUCUGUAACACUUCUAGAUUCAGCUACUCAACUGUGGACUGAAAAUGAACUGUACACAGACUCUAGACAGAAUUCUGAACCUGACAUUGUAACAAACUUAAAUGGGAUGGAGGACAGUGGUGGAGGAGGAACAGGUGUCAAGAAAAAAAGAAAGAAAAAAGAACAGAGUGAAGAGAAGGAGACAAAACCAAAGAAGAAGAAGGAGCCCAAGAAGGUGAAAGAGCCGAAAAAGGUUAAGGAACCUAAGGAGGCAAAGGACCCGAAGCAGCCCAAGAUCCCCAAGGAGCCGAAGAAACCUAGGAAGCCACGGGAGCCCAAGCCUCCAAAAGAAAAGAAAACUAAUACUGACUCUGCUGCCAAAACCAAACCCAAGAAAUCAAGCAAAGUACAGGGACCAACUCCAAUUGAAAAAAAGAAGAAAGGGAAGAGGAAAGUGGAUUUCUCUGAGGAGAGUUUUGAGACUGAGAUGCCAAUUAUUAACCAUGAAUCUCAGAGCACAGAAGAGUCCGCAGAAUCUCUAGAUAGCCAGAAGCGGAGGUCAGGGCGACAGGUAAAGCGGCGGAAGUACAAUGAAGACCUGGAUUUCAAAGUUGUGGAUGACGAUGGAGAAACUAUUGCUGUUCUUGGACCCGGUAGAGCAUCUGCUCUGUCUGCAUCCACACUAGCAUGGCAGGCUGAGGAGCCUCCUGAAGAUGAUGCCAACAUAAUAGAGAGGAUCCUUGCUUCAAGAUUAGUGCAGAAAGAGUGUGGUCUAGGUGGAAUACCAGUGGAAGUGGAAGAAUUUUUUGUGAAGUAUAGAAAUUUUUCAUAUCUCCACUGUAAAUGGGCAACCUUGGAAGAUCUUGAGAAGGAUCCAAGAAUCCAACAGAAAAUUAAAAGGUUUCGGACCAAGCAAGCACAGAUGAAACACAUAUUUACAGAGCCAGAUGAAGAUAUGUUUAAUCCAGACUAUUUGGAAGUUGACAGAGUAUUAGAAGUUGCCCAUACAAAGGACACUGACACUGGAGAAGAAGUAAUACAUUAUCUUGUAAAAUGGUGCUCUUUGUCUUAUGAAGAAAGCACUUGGGAGUUGGAGGAGGAUGUGGAGCCAGCCAAAGUUAAAGAGUUUGAAACACUGCAAGUUGUACCUGAAAUUGGCCUGACGGAGCGUCCAGAUUCUGAUUCCUGGCAGAAACUCGAGUGUUCACGUGUGUACAAGAACAACAACCAGCUAAGAGAGUAUCAACUGGAAGGGAUGAACUGGUUGCUUUUUAAUUGGUAUAAUAGAAAAAACUGCAUCCUUGCUGAUGAGAUGGGUCUUGGCAAAACCAUCCAGUCAAUCACCUUUCUAUCAGAAAUUCAUCUCAUGGGCAUCCAUGGGCCAUUUCUCAUCAUUGCUCCCCUAUCUACCAUCACUAACUGGGAGCGAGAGUUCCGUACAUGGACAGAGUUGAACACGGUGGUCUACCAUGGGAGUCAGAUCAGCCGACAGAUGAUUCAUCAAUAUGAGAUGUUCUACCGUGAUGCACAGGGUCUGCCCAUUCCAGGAAUCUUCAAGUUUCAUAUUGUCAUUACAACAUUUGAGAUGAUCCUAACUGAUUGCCCUGAACUGAAGAAGAUUCGGUGGAGCUGUGUAAUUAUUGAUGAAGCACAUCGACUAAAGAACAGAAAUUGCAAGCUUCUAGAGGGACUGAAACUUAUGGCACUGGAGCACAAGGUUCUUCUGACCGGGACUCCUCUGCAGAACUCUGUGGAGGAAUUGUACAGUUUAUUGAACUUCCUAGAACCUGUGCAGUUUCCUUCAGAAAGCACUUUCCUGGAGGAGUUUGGGGAUCUGAAGACAGAAGAACAGGUUAAGAAGCUCCAGUCCAUUUUAAAACCCAUGAUGCUUAGAAGAUUAAAGGAUGAUGUAGAGAAAAAUUUAGCACCAAAGCAGGAGACCAUCAUUGAGGUGGAACUGACCAACAUUCAGAAAAAGUAUUAUCGUGCAAUUCUUGAAAAGAACUUUACCUUUCUGACCAAGGGUGCCAACCAACACAAUAUGCCCAAUCUCAUAAACACCAUGAUGGAGCUGAGAAAAUGCUGUAACCACCCCUAUCUCAUCAAUGGCGCAGAGGAGAAGAUUCUGGAAGACUUCAGGAAGACACAUAGCCCUGAUGCUCUGGAUUUCCAACUCCAGGCUAUGAUACAAGCUGCAGGAAAACUUGUACUUAUUGACAAGCUCUUACCCAAGCUAAUUGCUGGUGGACACAAGGUUCUCAUUUUCUCUCAAAUGGUGCGAUGCUUGGAUAUUUUAGAAGAUUAUCUCAUUCAGAGGAGGUACACUUAUGAGCGAAUAGAUGGCAGAGUGAGAGGUAAUCUUCGUCAGGCUGCUAUAGAUCGAUUCUGCAAGCCAGAUUCUGACCGCUUUGUGUUUCUGCUGUGCACAAGGGCAGGAGGCCUUGGGAUCAACCUAACUGCUGCGGACACCUGUAUCAUCUUUGAUUCUGACUGGAACCCCCAAAAUGAUCUGCAAGCCCAAGCUCGCUGCCAUCGAAUAGGACAAAGCAAAGCUGUCAAAGUUUAUCGCCUCAUUACCAGAAACUCUUAUGAGAGGGAGAUGUUUGAUAAGGCAAGCUUGAAGCUAGGACUGGACAAGGCAGUAUUACAGGAUAUCAAUAGGAAGGGAAAUACUAACGGAGUCCAGCCUCUUUCCAAGAUUGAAGUAGAGGAUCUCCUUCGCAAAGGAGCAUAUGGGGCAUUGAUGGAUGAAGAAGAUGAAGGCUCUAAAUUCUGUGAGGAAGAUAUUGAUCAAAUCCUACAGCGCAGAACCCAAACCAUCACCAUUCAGACUGAAGGAAAAGGGUCUACAUUUGCCAAGGCCAGCUUUGUGUCCUCAGGUAACAGAACAGACAUAUCUCUAGAUGACCCUAAUUUCUGGCAGAAGUGGGCAAAGAUUGCUGAGCUGGAUACAGAUUCAAAAAAUGAGAAAGAGAGUCUGGUUAUAGACCGUCCUCGUGUCCGCAAACAGACAAAACAUUACAACUCGUUUGAGGAUGAUGAGCUGAUGGAAUUUUCAGAGCUGGAAAGUGACACAGAAGAGCGACCUACAAGGUCCCGGCGGCUAAAUGACAAAACAAGACGCUAUUUGCGGGCGGAGUGCUUUAGAGUGGAGAAAAAUCUCCUUAUAUUUGGUUGGGGUCGCUGGAAAGAUAUUUUGACCCUUGGGCGUUUUAAAUGGCACUUGAAUGAGAAGGACAUGGAAAUGAUCUGCAGGGCACUGCUGGUUUACUGUGUCAGACAUUAUAAGGGAGAUGAUAAGAUAAAAAGCUUUAUCUGGGACCUUAUCACUCCCACCAAGGAUGGGCAGAACCAGGCUCUACAGAACCAUUCAGGUUUGUCUGCUCCAGUGCCUCGUGGUAGGAAGGGGAAGAAGAUGAAGAAUCAAAUGCUUCUCCCAGAGAUCAAGAAUGCGGACUGGCUUGGCAGCUGUAACCCAGAGAUUAUCUUGCAUGAUGAUAGCUACAAGAAGCACCUCAAACAGCAUUGUAAUAAAGUCCUCUUGCGGGUUCGGAUGCUGUACUAUCUCAAGGCUGAGGUCUUGGGUAAUGCUGCAAGCAAGGCUUUGGAAGGACUAAAUGUUAGGGAACUGAAUGUCUUGUUACCUGACAUAGACUAUGUGGAGAUACCUGUGGACUGGUGGGAUUCUGAAGCUGAUAAAUCACUCCUGGUUGGGGUUUAUAAGCAUGGCUACGAACGUUAUUGUGCUAUGAGGGCUGAUCCCUGUCUCUGUUUUCUGGAGAAGGUGGGCUUGCCAGAUGAGACCUACCUAUCAGUCGAUGGCAUUAAUGACACUGUGCCGGAUCUGGGUGAACGGAGCCAGUCAGACAAGGAGGAUGUAAAUGAAGGGAAGCCGGAAGUUCAAGAAGUUCAAGAAGAGCAGAAGAAUCCUGACAUCUGCACAAACAAUAUGGAGCAGACAAAUGAUGAGAACAAUACAGCCCAGGAUAUCCCUGAAUCAGAUAGACUGAUUUGGCCUGUUGCAUCUGCCCUUACUGCACGGCUACGGAGACUGAUUACAGUAUACCAGCGUUGCAAUCGUAAAGAUCUAGCCAGGCCAGAGAUUUUGGCUCCCACAAAUCACAGUUACUGGCUACAGGAGGAAAUGGUUAGAAGAUCUGAAAUAGAUCCCAUCAUGAAGGAAAUGCAGAAAAGAUGGACAAGAAGAGAACAGGCAGACUUUUAUCGAACGGUUUCCUCCUUUGGUGUGAUAUAUGACCCAGAGAAGAAGUGCUUUGACUGGACACAAUUCAGAGCUUUAUCCCGCCUUGAUAAGAAGACAGAUGAGAGCCUGGAGAAAUACUUCCAUAGCUUUGUUGCCAUGUGCAGGAACGUCUGCCGACUCCCACUUAGGAAAGAUGAUGGUUCAGCUGACCCCUCUCUUUUUCUGGACCCAAUAACAGAAGAACGUGCAGCAAGAACUUUGUAUCGUAUUGAACUUCUAAGAAAAGUUCGGGAGCAAGUGCUUAGGCAUCCUCUACUCCAUGAACGUCUUAAGCUCUGUCGGCCAAGUCUUUAUUUACCUGUGUGGUGGGAGUGUGGCAAACAUGACCGAGAUCUUCUAAUAGGCACAGCAAAACAUGGUCUGAGCCGUACAGAUUAUUACAUCAUGAAUGAUCCUCAGUUGACAUUCCUAGAUGCCUAUAGGAACUAUGCUCAAAAUAAAAGAAAUGGUACAGAGAGUAUAUGUUGCCAUUCACAAAUAAACUCUAAGAUAUAUGAGCCAACUACUUGUCACCUGGAAAGUAAUUGUGAAUCUACGAAGGCAGAAGAUGAUAGGCAGAUUAAAAUUGAACCUGUUGAAGAAACUCAGACUUCAAACCCAGAGGAACUCACAUGUGAAAACUUUAUAUCUCAAGUUGGAGAUAUAACCUCUAACAGCCAGGAUGAAUGUUCAUUGCCAGAUUCUCUUAUGUGUAUGAUUUAUGAUGAUAAAACAUGCAACAGUGAACAGAGUUCCCUCACACAGGAGAGCUUCUUAGGUUUGGAAACAAAAAGUGAACCACCUGAAUAUUCACUUAGUAAGACCAUGGAUGGCAAGGUUACCCCUACUAAAAAGAUUGCAUCUGGUGACUGUUUUCUUGGAAACCCUCAGCUGGAGGGAGAGUCGGUAGACAGAGAAACAAUAGACGGACCUUUUGUUACAGCAAAGACCAGUCAUCUUCAUUUCCCGGUAGAAGACACUGAACUAUCACAAACUGGGACAACUGGACAGAAGGAUGUCAGCACCUUGAAUGAUAACCACUUUUGUUCAUCCCUUGGUCAAACUUCUGACCAAUCCUUAGCACUAGAUCUGGAGUUUCUUGGCAAGUCAUUUGAGACACAUUCAACUUUGAGUGCUGCCAUCAAUCAGGAAAAUAAUUGUGAAACCAACAAAGAAGUUAGUGAUGUUUCAAGCUUUAAAGGGCUGUCUUUGCAGGAGAAAGAAGAGUGGGGGGCUGACCUACAAGAGAUAAAAGAAGACCCUAUUAGAAAAUGGCACAAUGAGCUGAAUGAGCUUAAAGAUCCCCUGUUUGACGACAACAAUGAAGAUCAAAAGACAGAGAACAUAAGGGUACUUUGUGACUUACACAUUGAAAGGCAAUGUGUUCAGCAACUGCCUGACCAAGAGCCAUUAGAGGUGAGGCAUAGAGGUGGCCAUAUGCUUUCUGGACUAUUGAAGAGUGAAGUACUGGAUAUAAAAGAAGAAGAAUCCUUGGCAGGAAAUCAGGGAAUGGGAUCCCAGUGCCCUUUUGAUUGCAACAAAACAGUUAAGCUUGAGGAGUCUGAGGUGAAAAAAGAAAUUGUGGAUGAGGAAUGCACCUGUAAAAACUUUCUUGAUAAAUAUUCUGAAGAGGACGCUAAAACUUGUAUAACAUCCAUUCCCAGGGAAACCGUUGAAGAUUUCCAGGAUGGCCGGGCUCCUACUAUUGCUCAGCUUCUGCAAGAGAAGACUCUGUACUCCUUCUCAGAAUGGCCCAAGGAUCGUGUGAUUAUUAACAGAAUAGAUAACAUUUGUCACUCCGUGCUAAAGGGGAAGUGGCCGUCCUCCAGUCAGCAGUUUGAAGCACAGUGCAUGGUGCCUGCUUCCAUUUUAAAUUGCAGCCCAUCUGCCAGGAACAGCUAUACUGCUUCAGAAGCACAAAAUAUAACCUUCAGUAAUGGCUCCCCUGUAUCACAAUUACAGAAGGAAGCGUUAGCUGCUGCCUUUCAAAAUGAUGAUCGUAAAUCAAGAAGACAAUUCGAGUUUGAAAACAGGCAAGACACCAAGCACAGAGGCUUGGAGCAUCUCAAUACACCUCAUGGACGUUCUAAUGCAGCACUUAAUGGCUGGCGAGAGACUGCCAUGGAUCUGUGCCGAGAUCAGGCAAUAAGUGGGAGCUCUUCCUACUCCAUGAACACAAGUACUCCAAAAAUGUCCUCUAUAAGUGGGUUGCAGGGGUCCCUAGGAAUGGACUUUUCUGGUAUUUUGCAAGCAGGUCUUAUACACCCUGUAACUGGACAAAUUGUAAAUGGGAACUUACGUAGGGAGGAAUCCAGCAUGAGGAGGAGGAGAGGAAGAAGAAAAAACGUGGAGGGUCUGGAUUUGGUGUUUCUAAAGGACCGUGGGAUGCAUGCUGGAAUUCUGGGACUGCGUGAGGAGUCCAACCAAACGUCCUCUGGAGCGACACACACAGAUGGCUUAGCUUCUGCCUCUCCAGAUCCUGCUCCCAAAGAGACUAAACUCCAGUCAGAGAAGGUGAUCCCCAACAAAAGCCUUCUUGAGUGGCUACGCCAACAGUCAGAUUGCACAAUAGACAUACCAACUUAUGGAGGUAGUUUUUCAGAAAAGCCAAAACAGAGACGGCAGCGAUGCAAGGAUCAUACUAAACUGGACAUUAACCUGCUUACUGGUGAAGAGCGGGUACCGGCAGUGAACAAGGAAACAGGACACAGGGGCUUCCUUCAAGAGAGUAAGUUCAGCAGGGUGUUAACUGAGCCUGUUAUGCGAGAUACAGGUCCUAGGCGAAGGGGAAGGCGGCCUAGGAGUGAGAUGACAAAGUCCACUGGAGCAGCAGUAUCAGACUCUCCCUCUGGAAUGGGCCAGCUUUUUAUGAAUGGUUUGAUUGCAGGAAUGGAUAUAGUAGGACUGCAGAAUAUGAGGAAUAUGCAAGGCAUCCCUUUAACUGGACUGGUAGGGUUCCCUACAGGCUUCACAACAGUUUCUGCAAAUGAUGAGAUGAAGAGCACCUUAAGCAUGUUACCAAUGAUGCUCCCUGGCAUGACUACCAUGCCUCAAAUGUUUGGUGUUGGGGGGAUUAUAAAUUCUCCUAUGUCCUCUUCUGUGUCAACUUCUUUAGGAAGCACAAUAAAAAGUGGGUCCUCACGCACAGAGAAAGCCACAGAGGACAAUGAUGGCAGCCAAGAAACUAAACAAGACACGGCACCUUCUGAGAAAGUUGGAGGUGGCUCCUUUCAGGAGCAGUCAGACCCUGCAGUGACUACCAGCAGCCCUGUAGCUUUCAACCCAUUCCUUAUCCCUGGCAUGUCCCCAAGUUUGCUUUACCCAUCUAUGUUUCUGUCACCUGGGAUUGGCAUGGCAAUACCUGGGGUUCAACCAAACCGCUUAUCUGAGUCAAGUGGUCUUGAUCAACCUCGAAGGAAGAGGAAGAAAGUGAAGGAUGACUCUCAGACCUCUGAACUAGAGACUGUGCCCAAUACAGAAAGCGUAGACCAGGAGCAACCAUCACCUAAUAGCCAGAACUGUAAAUAUAAUAGUGAAGUACCCGCAUCUGAGAAAGAUGGGGAUGAUUCUGGUUUAAAAGGGACUCUGGACAAUACCAACUAGAACUUUCCCUCCAGACAUAGUGACUUGUGAGUUUUCUCUCCCAUGGCUAUUCCUAGCUCUCUGUCAGAUCUCUGGGGUGUGCAACCUCUUGUAACCAUUUUUUAAUGGUGUUUCUGUAUCCGCUAAAUGGAGGGGUUCUUUUCAUCCUGACACUAGUUUGACAAACCAUGAUUGGUGGCUAGAAUGGUAAAUCUGAAAAUUCUGUUUUGAGAGUUGUUGUUUUUUUUUAUUUUCAUUCCAUCAAAGGGUAAUUCAAUUAUCCUAGUCUUUUAUCCUCUACUUGUCUUCAACCCCCAAAAUAACCCAAGUUUUUGGUUUAAAGGCAGAGUGUAGCACAAGGUCUUAAAGCAGCAAUCCCUAAAGCCAAAGAUGGGCUUUUAGCUAAAGCAAUAGAACUGGUGUUGUCCAUAAUCAGUACAUCACUGAAAGCUCUUAAAGGGGUGACGUUCAUCCAGUGGUAGAUAUGAAAUGAAGUGUGGUGGUUCUGACUUACAGAACCAAUAUGACACUUGGAGAAAUACAGCUUCUUGAUCCACCAAAGGUUUAUAGAGAAGGGAAAGAUGCACUUUUAACGAAUAUUCUUUUCUUUUAAAAAGAAAAUUGGAUAUUUGAUAUAAAAAGAAUAAACAUUUUGGAUUAGUGCAGCGUUGUAAAAAAAAAAAAAAAAAAAAGAUACAACCCUUAAAUGCAUUGCACCUGCUACAGUUCUGGAAAUGGGAUAGUGAAUUUCCUGUUAAAAGUAGAAAAUAGAUGUAUAUUUCUUUAAAAAUAGUAUUUUUUUAAUUAACAUGAAAUACAAUAUAUAUGCGUGUAUAAAUAUAUAUAUAUAUAAGCUAGAGGAUGGCAACUUGAGAAAAUCAACUGAAUAGUUGCUUUCCAGUAACCCAGAAACAAACAACCUCCUACCCCAUUUACUUUAAAAAAAAAGUUAUAUCUUUCUUUGUUUGUGGGUUAUUGACCAAAAAUCUAGAGACAAAAUUAAAUUGAGGAAUAAAGUACUGUAUCCUCUUUAAUUCUGCACAGACAUUGCCGGGUAUGCACAGGCACCAUUUAAAUGUUGGUGUCUGCAUAAUCUUUUUCCACAAGGUGCAAAAAAAAUGAGUGGCAAUAUGUUCAGCAGAAGAGAGCUGCAUGGUGUUCAUAUGAGCUGUACAUCAUUUUAAACACUAUAGCUUAUUGACAUCAAAAGGGUAACUCAAGGUAGGGAGACUUAUUGGUAGCUGUAAGGAACAAAAUUCCAUGGGCUGCAUUUGCUCCUCUUGCUUUCCCUCCAGACAUAUGUGCAAUUAAGAUCUGAGGAACAUGGGUGAUAAAGGUAGCACUUAAUUCUGUAUGUAGUUAUUAGUAGACCUUUGCCCCCAGUAUGUCAAAAAAUAGAUCUGUGUCUCUCUCACUCUUUCCCUUGGUCUUCUAGUUACAUUUCCAGAGGUCUUUUACUGAGAAUGAGCAGUGCGGUAUAACAGAUUGCUCUGUGCAAUAAACAAACUCUUUCUAGCUUAGGAACAGUAUUAAAAUUAUAAAGCUUAAUUUAAAAGCUCUUGUGACCAAGAUGCCUUUUUUUAUUUCUGCUGUAAAGGAUCCAGCACUUUGUCUAUAACAAUCAUGCUAUUCCUAUCGGUACCCCUUAUUGUUGCACAUCAUAAGAGCAGGACAUGGGCGCAGUGCCUCAAAAUGACUUCAGAGUUACAAGCAGAGACAAAAUGAGGUUUUACACUGUAGUUAUGACCGAACCCGUACACUCCUACAUGUAUCUUCAUUCACAGGGACAGUGGGUCCAUAUGCUCUGUGGCACAAUUGUAAGCACUCUAACACAAGUAAGCACUUUUUUUGCUUCGGUUUUAACACCUACAACAUCCACCUAUAAAAGAAAAAAGCACUUGGUGAUUUUUAUUAAUAUUUAGAAAGUAAAGACUAGUUCUAGAUUUUACCUGGUUACUGCAUAUAUCUAUGUUAGAAAAUAAAUUUAUAAAGGUAGAAAUCACUGUAGGGUAACAUAAACAAAUACAAGGACACAUCACUGUAUUAAUUAGAGGGGCUGCUGCUUUAACUAUUCUGCAGGUCAGGUCCAGAGUUGAAUUUGAUUUUGCUACAGAGCACUGAAUUAAAAUCUCCUUUGCAAAGAUUUUGCGACAUAUUAGUGCUUUGUAAGCCCCUCUGGAAGUGAAAGGUAUAAAAGAGCACUAACCACUUAUGUCCCGAUUAUCAAAAAUUUGCAGACAUGGAGAGAGAUCACUCAAAACAUUUUUUAAAGCAUUAUAUUGUAUUUGUCUCUCCUUCACAUUUAUAACCCUGAGAUAAACAGCUCUCAAGCUAAAAAUUUGCCUUUUUAAAAUUCUUUGAGGGAACAGUACUGACGAGACUGCUUAGAUAAUCUCACCAGAGCGGAGAGCUUUAGAAAACUUGGCCAUUAGAAACCAAAUCGAACCAAAUGUUGAUUGUUAAUGAAUAGAUUUUUGCAAUCAGUGAUGUAAAAAAGUUGUAUCAGUUAUACAUUUUUACUCCAAUUAAUUGUAAUCAUUAAAAUCAUACCCAAAGGA